Papilio machaon (common yellow swallowtail) is the source of this 3025-nucleotide messenger RNA. It is a transcript of the gene Nab2, whose product is annotated as zinc finger CCCH domain-containing protein 14. Lineage: Eukaryota; Metazoa; Arthropoda; Insecta; Lepidoptera; Papilionidae. Gene Ontology annotation, cellular component: cytoplasm; nucleus. Gene Ontology annotation, biological process: regulation of mRNA stability. Gene Ontology annotation, molecular function: metal ion binding; poly(A) binding. The record is from RefSeq and is a predicted model, not a curated record. The transcript has 12 exons. Bases 149 to 3004 code for a protein of 951 amino acids.
GUUUAAAUUUUGCAAUUGAUUUACGAUUUUCACUUAAUUAGUAAAUAACAUUAUGACAUAGGUGUCACAUAAAAGAAAUAUUCAUAAAACUUGUGAAUCUAUCUACAGUAAUAACGUUAGUUGACGCAGUAUACUAGACAAGCGAAAAAUGGAAGUUGUCGGCAGUGAAAUAGGGCAGAAAAUGCGGUCUGCCAUCAAGGCCAAACUUACAGAGUUGGGAUGUUAUGUUGAUGAUGAGUUGCCGGACUAUGUCAUGGUAAUGGUGGCUAAUAAACGCACUCGUGCUCAAAUGGAUGAAGAUCUUCAGCUGUUUCUAGGGGACAAUACAGAGCUAUUUGUAAACUGGUUACAUCAGGUGCUAAAGAAAUUGCAAGAAGUACAGGUGACUACCCCAUUGAAAGUAGUAGAAACUGAGAAGGUUAAAGAAAGAUCAAAAUCUAAGGAAAGGAAACCAAAAGAAAAGAAGGAAAAGGAAAAAACCAAAAAGAGUGAUGGAGGUAAGAAAGCGAAAAAAAAGGAAAAGGAAAAGACACACAAAAAGAAGGAAGAUAAGAAAGUACAUAAAGAAAAGAAAAAGAGUAAGCGACAUGAACUUAUUCGGCCAAACAUACCUCCAUUGCUCAUGAACAUGGAAAAAGAAUCGGAACCUUCAAUAACAGAUGUGUUUGCCGGACAAAUUUUGAAAAACCACGGGAUCACUUUAGAUCAUAAACAGGAUGUAACACAAAUUGAUGCGAGUGUGCUCAAAGAAAAGAGACCAAUUGUACCUAUAAUAGAUCCAGCCUCAAUACCAUCACAGUCUGAACCAACAACAGAAGAUGCUCACAAGAAGGCAUCUGCUAGAGAGGAACAAAUAAAAGAAGUACAUGACAUUGAAGCUAAAAUAAGUGGCUUGAAAAAGAAACUUGCUGACCAGUUAGAUACAAUGUCUGAUGAUGAAGACUUCCUCAACAUAAGGACUGAAGCAGAAGAGCUUUUAAAUGAUUUUGCUGAAGAUGUUUUUCAGGAAAUUUCACAAACAGCACCAGUAGCUACUCCACCACUCACUUCUCGAAAGUCUCCGACUCCUCAAACUCCUACACCAAUGAUUCAUACUCCAAAAGACCCUCCCAAAGACCUCGCAAAGGACUUACCCAUAAAUGUACCCAAUGAAGUUACAAAAGAUUCGUCUAAAGAUAAACCUAAAGAACCUGUACAAAUCCUUCCCCAAAUUGAACUUAACCUUCCCAAAAGACCAAUAAGAGAGAGACUUGGAGUUCGCGGGACUACUAAGGAGUCAGCGGAAAACAAAGAAAAGGACAAAAAUAAGGCAACAUUGCCUCCAAGUCCUGAAAGAUUAACACCAGAGAGACAGCCUGAAGCAAAACCUGAACAGCAUGCAAAGAAGUAUUCAGGCAGUACACCUGAGCAACCUCGCACAAGUUCUAUUUCAGAGGAAUUUCCAGUAGAAAAAACUGAACAGAAUAAAAGACCGAUUUCAAAAGUAUCUGUGCUGGACAACCAGCGUCAGCCUCGUGUGAGUUGUGCGAGCGUGGUGCGAGUGCGGCCCCGACCUCGUGUCUCCGCGCCCGCCUCCAACUUGCUCAUGAAAGCUGUGGCAGAUGCACACAAGAGCUUGCUUAACGCACCACCGAAAAUAGAACCAGAACAGCGUAAAUUAAAGCGCGCAUUAGUACUCCCAAUGCGACGUUGCAUUGAAACACAGAAGAUUGUCAUCCAAGUACCCAGAGAUGCCCAGCCUGAUACCAACAACGAUGUAGUCAGUACUAAUAUGGAAAACGAUGGAGAGGAAAAAAACAAAAACAAGCCAUCAAUUAACAUCACAAUUAAUAGAGAAAAUGAAGAUGUUGUAACACCGGUUCAUAUAACUAAAGUUAUUAAUAACAUGGACUAUGUACCAGAUAGGACGGCCAGUAGGAGAGAUGAUACACUCAUAAUUGAAACAAAGAAUAAACAGAAGUCGAAUACAAAAAAGCAUAGAGAUAUCCAAUUUAUUGUUACAAUGGACGGUUUCCAACCUAACGCAUUCCUUGCAAAGAAGCUCAUGAUGGAAGGACUAUUGGAUGAUGAUGAUGAACUUGCUAAAACUGUAAUUCCUAAACCAGCAAAAAGUGUACUUAUAACAAAGGAAAAUGAAGAUGAAACCAAAGAAAAAGAAAAUAAUGAAACAGUUGACAAAGAAGCAGAAAACAAAGAAGAGAACAGAAUGAAACAAGAAUCACCAGCAGCAAAUGAAUGUGCAAGUAAACUAAGUGAAUCGAGUGAAAUUAUUAAGAAUGAACCGAGAGAUGAUGAACAAAAGAAAACAUUAGAUGAUACAGGUGAUAAAAGUAAUAAUCAAAAGAAAAGAUUAAGUGAUGCCAGUGAAGAAAGUGAUACACAAGUGAUAAUAAAAAAAGAACCUCAACAAACAGGUGAAAAAAGAAAGAGUGUAGAUGUAAGUAGUGAUGAUACUUCUGAAAAAAUUGUUACACCACCAGUUAAAAAAAGAAAAGCAUCGCCUAUUGUAUUUAAUAUAGAAAUGAAAGAAAAAGAAACAGAACGGGUUAGAGAGAGGACGCAGAGUGCAAGCAGUGAUGGUCAUGUUACCAUCACCACAUCAUCUAGUUCACAUAAGUUUGAUUCUGUACCACCCUUGAGCGUUGCGGAACGUAAGCUGUUGUGGUGCCGCGCGUUCCCACUGUGUCGGUAUGGGUCUGCGUGCGCAUUCGCACACCCGCGCUGUAAGUUCGCUGCUGGCUGCACGCGUCGCGGCUGUGUCUACUCACACUCCCCGCCCACCUCGCCUCCCGCAAUCGCAUCUCAUGUAGUGCCCGCGGCGAACUAUAAAACAAUAUCAUCUGGCGGAGCGAUCAGUAUUUGCAAGUACUACCCGAGUUGUGUGAAUCCUGCCUGCCACUUUUACCACCCGAAGCCGUGUAGAUACGGCAAGGCGUGUACCAACAAGCUAGAAUGCAACUUCUACCAUAAUGACUCGCCCUCCGCUAAGUGGAAAUAUCCAUAAUAAUAAACAAUAAAUAUAAUU